AUGGCAGACCAAACCUCAACCACCCCCGCCACCGCCAACACCGGCACCCAGACGCAGACCCAGCAGCAACAGGCCCAAGCGGCGAGCGACGCAUCUUCUCGCCCAACCGGCGCUGGAGUCGACACAGGUGCCGGGACGACUAGGCCCAAGACAGAGGCUGAGAUCGAGGCCGACAAGCGCUAUGAGGAGGCCAUGGAGGACGAGUAUGCCAAGCGGGAGGGCGGUGCUUGA
Messenger RNA from Chaetomium globosum CBS 148.51, 231 nucleotides. RefSeq lists its product as uncharacterized. The coding region runs from base 1 to 231 and encodes 76 amino acids. NCBI's taxonomy places the organism in Eukaryota, Fungi, Ascomycota, Sordariomycetes, Sordariales, Chaetomiaceae. The transcript has a single exon. The record is from RefSeq and is a predicted model, not a curated record.